Helianthus annuus (common sunflower) is the source of this 1425-nucleotide messenger RNA. RefSeq lists its product as uncharacterized. Gene Ontology annotation, molecular function: zinc ion binding; nucleic acid binding. The transcript is spliced from 4 exons. The coding region runs from base 1 to 1425 and encodes 474 amino acids. The record is from RefSeq and is a predicted model, not a curated record. Lineage: Eukaryota; Viridiplantae; Streptophyta; Magnoliopsida; Asterales; Asteraceae.
AUGGCGUGUAAACCGCCAAUCUAUAACAGGGAGGUUGACCCGAUAAUUUGCCAAAGAUGGUUGGGCGACAUUAAAGGGGUGUUUGAAAGGACCCAUUGGGAUGAAAGCGACUUUGUUGCUUACGGAACGGGUCAGUUGAGAGGUCAAGCCAAAGAUUGGUGGGACAACAAAAAGAAUGAAAUAGGAGUCGAAGCGGCGAAAACCAUGACAUGGGAGGAGUUUAAGACGCCGUUUCUUAAACAUCGUAGCCCCAAGGCGGUCAUUAACAAAAUCAUGGAAGAGUUCAUGCAACUUAGGGAGUUUAUGACUCCUUCAAAAUACAAGACCCUUACCGAAAUCAUAAACGUUGCUCGGGAACGAGAAAUCAAGUUGAAGAAACAAGUUGAAAGGGGUGAGCGAAGGGCGCAAGAUGUAAACCCAAGCCCUACAAAGAAAGCUCGAACUGGAGAGUUGGGAAAGAAAGUGGAUGUUAAAGGCGGGUCGCCAAGUUGUAAGGUAUGUGGAAAGGGGCACAAAGGUGAGUGCCGCUUCAAAGACAAGUCGUGUCCGAUAUGUGGGAAGACGAGGCACACCGCAUCGCUAUGCCCCGGAAAGGUUUUCGUCUGUUACAAAUGUUAUCAACCCGGCCACAAAAAGUCCGAAUGCCCCGAAUUGGUGGGGAAGAGAGACACAAAAGAGUCUCCAACGGAAGCUCCAAAGGCAAAGGCUAGGUCUUUUCAACUUACUGCGGCUGAAGCAAAGACAGAACCCCAUGUGGUUUCAGAAGUUGAAAUAGGGGACAACAAAAGCUUCAUAGUUUGUGAUAUUUGUCGAGGUUGUAAAUUAAAUAUUGAUAAUGAAGAAUACUUAAUAAACCUAAUCCCGAUGUCAAUGGGGCAAUUUCAAGUAGUUGUUGGGAUGGAUUGGCUGUCUCAGCACCACGCGAAGGUCGUGUGUUUCCGUAAGGAAAUAAAGCUAACAUCUCCUAGCGGAAAGCACGUUACAAUUUAUGGCGAAAAGGGAGGAAAUCCUAUAAUAUGCUCAAUGAUGAAAGCUCACAAGCUCAUGAAGCAUGGAUGUAAAGCAUUUAUGAUAUACGCGAACGAGCCCGAGAAAGAAUUACCGAAGAUUGGAGACGUGCCCGUAGUACGUGACUUUGAAGAUGUAUUUCCGGAUGAUCUACCGGGAAUGCCGCCCGAGCGGGAAGUGGAGUUCGGAAUCGAAUUGAUUCCGGGCGCGAAACCCAUAGCUAAAGCGCCAUACCGACUCGCACCGUCGGAAUUACAAGAAUUGAUUUUCAAGAUGUCUGAUGGAAAUGAUGAUAAUCCGGUGCAAACAAGCACCGAACAAAUGAAAGAAAUAAUUGCCGAAGAAGUAGGGAAGGAAAUUGAAGGUAGUCUAUCCGGGUUUAUAGUCUAUCCCCACACUGGAAACACCCCUUCUUAA